UUUCCUGUGCUCAGCAGAGUUUGACUGAUAAAGCCACAUGACCUUUGCACUUUGAUAAUGAGGGCUGGUUGCCAGCCAGGAACUGUGUCCCGGAGAGUCAGAAGAGCUGGAGAUGUUGUACCCGGAGCCAAUGGUUUGUGCAAGCUCUGAGUGGGUGUGGUGGACGUGGAACAUGCUAUAAGGAAGCAUUAGGGAGCCGAUCAAACAAUGCAAACUGGAGCAGAGGGAAGAGAAGCGAUAUGGGAGAGCUUAGCAUCCACUCCGUUCUGGUGACUGGGGCCAACCGGGGAAUCGGCCUGGGGUUUGUCCAGCAGUUCCUGCAGAUGCCAAAGCCACCUGAGUGGGUCUUUGCAGCUUGUCGGGACCCCAAGGGACAGCGAGCACAGGAGUUACAGAAUCUGGCCUCCAGGCACCCCAACCUGGUGAUCAUCCAACUCGAUGUCGCUGACCCCAGCAGCAUCAAGGCAGCUGCAGCCAGAGUGGAGGAACAGCUGGGGGGCUCAGGGCUGAACCUCCUCAUCAACAAUGCUGGGAUUGCCAGGAUAACCACGCUUGAUGGCGAGACGCUGGAGGACAUGAUCCAGGUUUACACCACCAACACCGCUGGGCCGCUGCUGCUGGGCCAGGCGUUCCUGCCCUUGCUGAAGAAGGCUGCCCAGGGGAGCCCGGGCUCAGCGCUGAGCUGCAGCAAGGCGGCCAUCGUCAACAUGUCCAGCUCUGCAGGCUCCAUUGAGGAAGUCUAUGUAUGGAAUCUGGGACAAGUUGUCUCCUAUCGCUGCAGCAAGGCUGCUCUGAACAUGCUGACCAAGUGCCAGUCCCUGGGGUACCGGGAACAUGGCAUCCUCUGCGUCGCUCUCCACCCUGGCUGGGUGAAAACGGACAUGGGGGGCCCAGGAUCACAAAUAACGGUGGAGGAAAGCGUGAAAGCGAUGCUGAAGCUGCUCUCCUCCCUCUCUGAGAAGGACACCGGGACCUUCUUGAACUGGGAGGGGAAGGUUAUGCCCUGGUGAGAUGUCAACCCAAGAUCCUGACAGAAGGUCCCUUUGCUGCUGCACCGAGUUAUGCCUGUGUCUUAAUAAAUAAAUUUGUGUCAGUAAA
Messenger RNA from Columba livia (rock pigeon), 1098 nucleotides. RefSeq names its product C-signal-like. The transcript has 6 exons. Lineage: Eukaryota; Metazoa; Chordata; Aves; Columbiformes; Columbidae. Gene Ontology annotation, cellular component: cytoplasm. Bases 240 to 1010 code for a protein of 256 amino acids. Gene Ontology annotation, molecular function: oxidoreductase activity. The record is from RefSeq and is a predicted model, not a curated record.